This is a messenger RNA of Talpa occidentalis (Iberian mole), 3499 nucleotides long. It is a transcript of the gene FOXC1, whose product is annotated as forkhead box C1. The record is from RefSeq and is a predicted model, not a curated record. Gene Ontology annotation, biological process: cell differentiation; anatomical structure morphogenesis; regulation of transcription by RNA polymerase II. Gene Ontology annotation, molecular function: RNA polymerase II cis-regulatory region sequence-specific DNA binding; DNA-binding transcription factor activity, RNA polymerase II-specific. NCBI's taxonomy places the organism in Eukaryota, Metazoa, Chordata, Mammalia, Eulipotyphla, Talpidae. The coding region runs from base 1 to 1668 and encodes 555 amino acids. The transcript has a single exon.
AUGCAGGCGCGCUACUCCGUGUCCAGCCCCAACUCCCUGGGAGUGGUGCCCUACCUCGGCGGCGAGCAGAGCUACUACCGCGCGGCGGCCGCGGCGGCCGGGGGCGGCUACACCGCCAUGCCCGCCCCGAUGAGCGUGUACUCGCACCCCGCGCACGCCGAGCAGUACCCGGGCGGCAUGGCGCGCGCCUACGGGCCCUACACGCCGCAGCCCCAGCCCAAGGACAUGGUCAAGCCGCCCUACAGCUACAUCGCGCUCAUCACCAUGGCCAUCCAGAACGCGCCCGACAAGAAGAUCACCCUCAACGGCAUCUACCAGUUCAUCAUGGACCGCUUCCCCUUCUACCGGGACAAUAAGCAGGGCUGGCAGAACAGCAUCCGCCACAACCUCUCGCUCAACGAGUGCUUCGUCAAGGUGCCCCGCGACGACAAGAAGCCGGGCAAGGGCAGCUACUGGACGCUGGACCCGGACUCGUACAACAUGUUCGAGAACGGCAGCUUCCUGCGCCGGCGCCGGCGCUUCAAGAAGAAGGACGCGGUGAAGGACAAGGAGGAGAAGGACCGGCUGCACCUCAAGGAGCCCGCGCCGCCCGCGCCGCCGCCGCCCGGCCGCCCGCCCGCGUCCGCGCCGUCCGAGCCGGCCGAGGGCGCGGCGUCCGGCCCGCCGCCGCCGCCCGUGCGCAUCCAGGACAUCAAGACCGAGAACGGUACGUGCCCCUCGCCGCCCCAGCCCCUGUCCCCCGCCGCCGCCCUGGGCAGCGGCGCCGGGGGCUCCGCGGUGCCCAAAAUCGAGAGCCCCGACAGCAGCAGCAGCAGCCUGUCGAGCGGGAGCAGCCCCCCGGGCAGCCUGCCGUCCGCGCGGCCGCUGAGCCUGGACGGCGCGGACUCCGCGCCGCCCGCGCCCCCGCCCGCGCCGCCCGCGCCCCCGCCGCACCACAGCCAGGGCUUCAGCGUGGACAACAUCAUGACGUCGCUGCGGGGGUCGCCCCAGGGCGCGGCCGCCGAGCUGGGCUCCGGCCUCCUGGCCUCGGCCGCCGCCGGGGCGUCGCGCGCGGGCAUCGCACCCCCGCUGGCGCUGGGCGCCUACUCGCCCGGCCAGAGCUCCCUCUACAGCUCCCCCUGCAGCCAGAGCUCCAGCGCCGGCAGCUCCGCGGGCGCCGGCGGCGGCGCGGGCGCCGGCGGGGGCGCGGGGGGCGCGGGGACCUACCACUGCAACCUGCAGGCCAUGAGCCUCUACGCGGCCGGGGAGCGCGGCGGCCACUUGCAGGGCGCGCCCGGGGGCGCCGGCGGCUCGGCCGUGGACGACCCCCUGCCCGACUACUCGCUGCCCCCGGUCACCAGCAGCAGCUCCUCGUCCCUGAGUCACGGCGGCGGCGGCCAGGAGGCCGGCCACCACCCCGCGGCCCACCAGGGCCGCCUCACCUCGUGGUACCUGAACCAGGCGGGCGGAGACCUGGGCCACUUGGCCAGCGCGGCGGCGGCCGCCGCCGCGGGCUACCCCGGCCAGCAGCAGAACUUCCACUCGGUGCGGGAGAUGUUCGAGUCGCAGAGGAUCGGCUUGAACAACUCGCCGGUGAACGGGAACAGUAGCUGUCAGAUGGCCUUCCCCUCCAGCCAGCCCCUGUACCGCACCUCCGGGGCCUUCGUCUACGACUGCAGCAAGUUUUGACACCCCCGCCCCCACCCCUCGACGCCGAACUGAUUCGAACCCCAGAGCAGGAACAGCCCAAAGAACCGUCCGUGUAAAAUCGAAACCAAAAAAAAAAAAAAUUAUAUAUAUAUCUCUAUAUAUAUAUAGAUCUCUCCAGUUUUUAAAAUUUGAAAACCAGUCACCAAACCAGCGGACACGACCCCUCCAAAAGCUCAACUCACCAGCACAAAGAAAACUAUUUUUCUUAAAAGAGUCAUGCAGAGCCACCUCCACUUUGCCUUCUCUAGAUAAACAAAACUGUAAACUAUUUUGUACAGAAACGGCAAAGUCACGGUUUGUUAAAGGACAGUGUUACUCCAGAUAACACGUAAGUUUCUUCUUGCUUUUCAGAGAUCACGCUCCCCCCUCUCUCCUCUCAGCUCCCCCUUUCCCUCGCCUGCCUUCACCCCUCACCUGUAAGAUAUUAUUUUAUCCUAUGUCGAAAGGAAGGGGGAAAGCCCCCCCCCUAUAUGAAAAUCGCUUUCUUUUUAUUCAUGGACUUGUUUUAAAAUGUAAAUUGCAACAUAGUAAUUUAUUUUUAAUUUGUAGUUGGAUGUCGUGGACCAAACGCCAGAAAGUGUUUCCAAAACCUGACGUUAAAUUGCCUGAAACUUUAAAUUGUGCCUUUUUUUCAUUAUAAAAAGGGAAACUGUAUUAAUCUUUCUCUAUCUUUUCUUUCUUUUGUUGGACAUAUUCAUUGUUUGUUUAUUAAUAAAUUACCAUUCAUUUUGAAUGAGACCUUAUGUCUGGAUACUUUCAUACAAGCUUCUCAUCAGGAAAGAUUUCAGAGAUGGAAACGCUAGAAAUGACCUAUUCGAAAUCUCUGAAUAACGAGAAACCCUCUGACUAUUCCUUGUCAAAUUUCAUCUAAAAGCCUCUUUUUGUUUAGAUUUUUUUUUUUCCUGCUGCAUCUUCUGCAAUUUGUACUAUAUAGUCAGCUUGCUUUGUGGCUAGUAAAACGAUAUUUUCCUAAACAGAUCCGAGUUGGCAUAUAAACCAAGACGUUUUCUCGGUUAUGACAGAACAUGAUUUGGAAUUUUUUUAAGCCGGUGAAUCGGCAGCAAUUCCUGUGUGUAAAAGUCCGAUGUGCCUUCAGACAUAGACAAAUGAAUAUUUGGCUUUUAUUAUAACACAUAAAAAAAUUGCGAUGUGUACUCUACAUCCAAAUACUGGGUAAGCCAGUAAGCCAAAUACUGGGUAGAUUUUUUCCCUAUUAAUUUCACUCUGUAAGAGGGAAAAUAAACCAGUUUUAAAAUGUAUGUAUAUAACUCACCCACAUUUACAGUCCUUCGUGGGUUAACUAGAAGGAUUGAUUUUUUUUUAAAAAAAAAAAUAUACUGAGGGUUGGAAAGGGAUAUUUAAUCUUUGGGAAACUAUUUUAGGAGAUAUGUUUGUAGAGCAAUUAUUUUUUGAAAAAGAUGAAAGCAAUAACAAGAAGGAAGGAGAGACGCAGAACAUUGUAGUCCAGGGUGGUUUCUUUUCAAUCCAAUUUUUCUUGUUAAUUUACAGUUAAACCUAGGGGGCAAUCCGGAUUGGCCCUCCCCCUUUGUAAAUAACCCAGGAAAUGUAAUAAAUUCAUUAUCUUAGGGUGAUCUGCCCUGUCAAUCAGACUUUGGGGAGAUGGCGAUUUGAUUACAGACAUUCUGGGCCUUUGUUUGUUUUCGAGAUAAUACAGUUUCCUGCUAUCUGCUGCUCCUAUCUAGAAGCAACACUUAGCAGUAAUUGCUGGUGGUUGUUUUCAGAAUUUGAUCAUUGUUAAAGGAUUGCUGCAAAUAAAUACACUCUAAUUUCAGUCAAAAAACUGCUUUAC